CUAUUUCAUUAGAAAGUAUACAAAUUUUCUUCAGAGCAUCUAGUCGAUUACCUUUUGUUUUCAAUCUAAUCUUUUGACAGACGUCUUCUUUAGCGUAAGAUUUAUUUAAUCAGAUUUAUUCUUGUAAAUCUAAAAGUGGAACAAUUCUAAAGCAAAAUUCUAUGUAUAAUGCAGUAAUUUUCAUAUAAUUAAAAACGUGAAGCAAAGGUAUAUUUUAAUACCAUUUUUAUUCAGUGAUUAGUGAUUUUUGUCAUGGGUUAGGUACAUGAAACACAUAUGUACAUUUGAAUUACCUGAAUAUCUUGUGAGAAAUGUCGAAAAGUAAAUCUUCACCAAAGUUAGAAGGCAUGGAGAACUAUAGCAGUAUCGGCGAAGGCGAUAUUGAAAGGAAAAAAAUUCUACCUCGUAAAGAUUUUGGAAGACAAUGGCAUCGCUUUCGAGUUCUAACGCCGCGUUCGUUUAUACUUCGAGGUUCCUACACGAUGAGCGAUCACCGGUUCAAGUAUAAAAGUCGAGGACGACAAGCGGCACCAUGCUCGGUGGUUGCCAUCGUUUACGGUCGCUUAUUUGAACCGAAGGAGUGGACGAGCGAUCAUAUCGAUCAAAUACUUGAGUACGGUGACAAGUUGUUCCGCAAAAAUUUGACGAGAAGUCAACUGAAGGACGAAGACUACAUGAGGCCCACUCACAUACACAAUGAAUUCUAUAUUGGUUUCUACAAAAUUUUGGUCAAUAUCGAGGACAACGGUGUUCACGGCAAUGUCUUUAGCGAAUCGGAUUUUGCUGAAGGUCUCCGAAAAUUUUUGAACAACAAUAAUUCCGGAGUUAUCACCGCUCAAGGUAGUUCCAUCGCUGUAUGGCGUCAAUCUAGCGAUGCCGGUUUCUUCUAUUACGAUCCGGCAUCAUGCGACGAGACCGGUCUACGUUGUCUUGGUGGUACUGCUUGCCUUAUGAGAUUCACGUACAUGAAUGACUUGCACGAUCAUUUACUGAAGAACCUAAAUUGGCGCCAUGACUCUCGAUACUGCAUCGUUAAAGUCACUAUAUUGCGUGCUACAGAGGUUGGUCGUGGGUUCGUUGAUCUAACUGAUGUCGUUGGUCUACCCGUUGUCCGGAAGAGCGUAUUACGAUCCAUUAAUCCCGUGGACGUCGAUGAUCAUAAAAUGGAUUGCACCAAACCCAUGCCCAAGAAAGAAAAAUUAUAUACACUCGCAAGAAUACGGAAAGAACCAUUGUCCAUCAACAUUUCCAAUUAUAGCAUCGAUCGUCAUUUUGCCACAGAUUUGCUGGUGAAUCGAAACGAUUUUGACACAGGAUAUUCAUACGAUAACAUGCGCGUGAAUGUGCCGUCCACAUUUAGAGAAUUACCCGGCAAAAUAGCAAUUCUUCAUGGUCUGACCCAUGAAGAUAACGAGAUAUACAAAGGUAAGGGUGGACAAAACGUAGCGAAUUGCGUGAUGGCUAUCGCAAUGAAAAAAGUGCAUCCGGUGAAGACAUGGAUGAGAUCGACGUUGGACGAGAUUCUAAUGAUGGGUGAUACGCUGUACGCUAACGUCAAACUCGUCAAGCCAAUAAUAAAGAUGAUGACGGCUGCCGAUUUAGAUGAUACAAAGUUUCAAAUAGAAGAUCAUAAACUAGUGAUAGAUGUCGAUUUGAUCAUUGUGACUGGGACAAUUAGUUCAAAGGUGCCGUCAGUUUUGAACCUGAAGCAGGGACUGGAAGAAUUUUUUCUGUUAAAUGAGGAAGGUGUGAUUGAAACGACUUCAAUGGCGGUGGCGGUCUGGAGCCAGAAUGAUUGUUACUAUCUGUUUGAUCCUCGACGUUGCGAUGCUACCGGGAUUAGGAUAAGGGAAGAAAAAGUUAUGGGGACGGAUAGGAAGGAAGAAAUAGAAGGACAGAAGGAUAAGAAGGAGAUAGGAAAUUGUUGCGUAAUUCGAUUUCCAGACGUCGACUCGUUGAUUGCGCUGUUCUUGAAGAGCAUUGAUCCUACGAGAAAGAACGAUCGAUUCACUAUUCGGCAUAUCACAAUCGUGGAUGAUGUGCCUGGCACUCGAGCUUGGAAUGAAUUUCAGCCUGGUAUGGCGGGUAAGACGUGGGUAUUGCGAGGUAAAAUAUCCAAUGUGGACGAGUCAUUCGAGGAGGAGAACCAAGGACUUCAAGGUCUCGCCAUGCCAGUUGUGGCUUUGGUGAGCGCAAGGGAAAUACCAGCGGCGAAAUGGAGUAGCGAAACUAUCGACGAAGUGAUCAAGGAGGGCGACGCUUAUUACAAUUGGUGCAAGCCUGCCGAAACGGAAGAAACUGAAAGAUUGCUUCUUGUUCGAGAUCUAAAGAAGAACUUGUACUUAAAAAAUCGAAAAAUAACUAUCGAUAUCGAAGAGGCAACAGUUGUCGGCGAUUUAUUAGCAUCGGAUGAUUCUAAAGUGCCAAAUUUGGAAGAAGGAUUGAAUCAAUUCUUUGAGAGCAAAAAUUAUGGAAUAAUCGAUACGAAAAGACUCUCAGUCGCAGUAUGGAAAGACGAAGAAGAGAUCAAAAAUAAGAAUAAAGACAAAAAUAAAAAAUGGAAGAUAUUUUAUUAUUACUUUGAUCCAAAUCCUCGUGAUAAAUUAGGUCAACUGUCGGCGGAGAGAGACGAAGAGAAUUCUGCUUGCUUGGUGCGCUCUUUGGAUCUUUCAGCCCUAGCGGAUUUAAUUAAAAAGAAUGCGGGACAAGAUGAAGGUGGGAACGAUUUCAUGAUACACGAAUUGAAGAAUGUUUCUAUCGGGGCACUGAUGACGAACGAGGAAAUUGAGGCGGAUAAACAGAUACCGAUCGUGCCAGAUUUGAAUAACUAUUCCAAUUUAGGCAACACUGGCGCUUUGCUUUUAGGUACCAUCGAUCAAAGAAAUGAAUUAGCCUUCAAACGAACAACAAGAGAUAAACAGCAAGCUGCUAAUUCUUUGACGACCUUGGCCAUGACAAAACUUUACAAUCCUCAUUUGUGGUAUCAUGAACUUAUAGACGACAUCUUGAGGAUUGGCGAUAAACUCACCCUCAAAAACUUGACGAAUUUACCUGAAAUAGAGACUGAAGACGAAGUCCCCAGAAAUUACCUUCUCCCCUCGGAAAUCACAGAAGACUUUGCCAUAGGAGUUAAUCGAAUGUCGAUCGAACUUGAAGAAGAGUCCAUCACUGGAAAAAUGACUGAUCUGACAAGACUACUCGAACAGUUUUUCGAAGGAAAUUCGAUGGGAGUUUUUCGUCAGGGUAACGUAAUGAUGCCGAUUUGGAAGGAAGGCGAGGUGUUCUUCACGAUGGAUCCCAGGAGCAGGAACGUUCAAGGCGAACCCAAAGAUAAGGACGGAGCUGCGGCAGUGAUGUGGUUCACCGAUAUCCCCUCGUUAACUAGCAUUCUUCAGUUAGUUACACGGGAAGUCGACAACUUUGUCAUCGACGUUGUCUCAAUUGAAAAUGUGUACGAGACGCGAGUGGCAGCAGUUGAACGUGUCAAGAAGACCACAUCCGGUGAAGAUCUAUGGCAUCAUUUUCCCAAACUCGCCGACGGCGUCUGGAGUAUUGAUGGUAACGUCACUAUGACAGACGAAAGAUUCGAAGAGGCAAAUCGUGGCAAGCAAAGUGCGGCCAUCGCCGCUAUGGCCAUCGUCUUCUCCAAGGUCUACCAACCGAGACAAUGGACACCAUCAGUUCUUGACGAAGUUAUUGUUACUGGCGACAAGCUGCACUCAAAGUGUGUCGAGAGACUUGGCAGUGGUUCGGUACCCUUAGUAAACGAGAUUAUUAGUGAGUUUUUCCUGUCCUCUCGGCGCAUCGUUCUAACAAUCAAGGACUGCGUUCAAGCGGGUAGUCUUAUUGGGAAAUCUCCCAAGAUUCAAGAUUUGCGGAGCGGAAUCGAUAGUUUCUUCAACAAGUACGAAGCUGGCGCAUUGACCGUACGGGGAAAUCAAAAUUUAGCCGUGUGGAAAGUCGAUAAUGCGUAUUACGUUCUGAUACCCGACUGGUCCGCUACGAAAGAAAUCGUGUCAACGAUACCGCGAUUAAUCAGGUUCAAGGACGCGGAUCUCCUCAUAGAAUAUCUUUUGCGUCAUUUGGGAACCGAAGGCGAUUAUCAAAUUACUGCGAUCGACGUGCUGGACUGGAAUAAACCACCACUUUGGAAACCCGACCCUAGUCCGGCGAUUCGCCCAGCGAAUCUGCCUCCUUUGAAUGCUUACAGAAAAUUACGAGGCGAGGCGCGUGCUAUCUUGCAUGGAAGCUAUCAUCAAGGUGACAGGAUAUUUCCCGAUAAGCUGCGUGGCCGACAAACGGCAGCGAAUUGUAUCGUUGCACUCGGUGUGUCGAUCGUUAAGAGCCCCGUCACCUGGACGAAAAAGACUAUGGACGAGAUCUUAGCGAUCGGUAGUAGCGUUCACCAGGAGACAAGCAAGACCAAAUCCAUCGAAUCGAAACUGAAACCAAAAGACAUUAUCAGAGUAUUCUAUGUGGGUGUCAAUGUUUUGACCGUUGACGUCGAGCCUAAUACCGUAAUCGGUCUGGUAACGGUUGCACCUUUUGUCUCGGAAGAUGAGAAGAUGCGAGAAGAGACGAAAGAAAAAAUUUACAAACGCAAGAAGAGAGCGGCUCGACGAGAACGAUCGCCGCCUCUCUCUUCGUCUCGAAUUUUACUAGAGGAAGGUUUACAGAAAUUUUUCCAAGAUAAUCGUGCCGGCAUUCUAAUAACUGAUCGCGGUAUGAUCGCUAUUUGGAAGGAUCUGGGCGUCUAUUUCAUGUACGAUCCUAGAGCUAGAAACGAGCAUGGUCUGCCGGAUUCCCGUGGAACCUCGUGCAUAAUGUGGUUCGCUUGCAUGGAACCUCUAUAUGAUACAAUCUUCGCGAACAUCGAUCCACAUGAGAGAUAUGGGACUUUCGAGAUCUGUCGGGUGAUCAUAAGAAACGUCAUUAUCGAGGCACUACCAUGUCCAGGUGAUUUUCAAUUAUAUUUAGACCGUAUCACGCCACUCGUCCCAAUUUCCUGCCCGAAAAAGACAAUGUUGAGCGUGGAGUCGCUGAACAAAUACCACGUCGUGGACGACGAGCUGAACGUUCUGCAUGGCAGCCUGCACAUGAACCAUCAUGCCUUCAGCCUGAGAAACAGAGGUCACCAGAGCACGGCGAUUGCGGCGGUCGCCGUUGUAGUGGGAUUACUGCACGUACCAUCCACAUGGACCUCCGAGCUAAUCGAUGCCGUACUUAAGUAUGGUGAUUCGCUGUACUCGGAGAGUGCUCGAGCCGCUCGAUCGGGCGCUAGAAAUCUCUCGCCCAGCGAAUUGCUCACAGUGUUUAUCGUGGGCGAUUUGAGGGUCACCAUUCACGUUCACCAUCACACUACCGCGGGAAUACUUCAUGCCUUCGACCUGUCCGAAGCACUUGUCAUGUUCUUUCGCGCCAACUGUGCCGGAAUAUUACACACAACUAAUCUGGCAGUGGCCGUGAUGCAGCAUUACGGUAAAUUCUACAUGUUUGACCCGUGCUCGAGAAACAAUCGGGGCAGAUCCACCUACGACGGCGCAGCAUGUAUGUACAAGUGUAAUAAUAUUGUAAAGAUAGCCAAGAUAUUCGUGGACAAUUGCAACUUUAAGCAGCCGAACGUGUAUACCUUAAAUGCGGUUAAUGUAUCGAACCUGCAUUUCUUUUCGACCACAAGUCCAUCAAAACAUUAACAAAUCUCAUCAGUUUUA
Messenger RNA from Wasmannia auropunctata (little fire ant), 5711 nucleotides. RefSeq lists its product as uncharacterized. The transcript has 5 exons. NCBI's taxonomy places the organism in Eukaryota, Metazoa, Arthropoda, Insecta, Hymenoptera, Formicidae. The coding region runs from base 312 to 5693 and encodes 1793 amino acids. The record is from RefSeq and is a predicted model, not a curated record.